This is a messenger RNA of Salvia miltiorrhiza (redroot sage), 1058 nucleotides long. RefSeq names its product NAD(P)H dehydrogenase (quinone) FQR1-like. Gene Ontology annotation, molecular function: NAD(P)H dehydrogenase (quinone) activity; FMN binding. The transcript has 4 exons. Bases 3 to 824 code for a protein of 273 amino acids. Lineage: Eukaryota; Viridiplantae; Streptophyta; Magnoliopsida; Lamiales; Lamiaceae. The record is from RefSeq and is a predicted model, not a curated record.
ACAUGUUAAUUCAGAAAUUCAAAUUUGAGGAAAGACGAAGAAUUAAAUUUAGGCUUCGAGAUCCAGAGUGUAGUCCUCUAGGCAAAGCCGAACAACACGACAAGCUUAGUUUGGUCAACGGCUGCUCAUCCAUUACACUUACAUUUACAAAUUAUAUAUACCGCCCUUUCUUCUCAUUAUUCAUAUUCACCAAAAACACACCCUUCAUUGCAAUGGCGGUCAAGGUCUACAUAGUUUACUAUUCCACAUACGGGCAUGUGGAGAGACUCGCGGAGGAGAUCAAGAAAGGAGCAGAAUCUGUGGAAGGAGUGGAGGCUAAACUGUGGCAGGUUCCAGAAACUCUUUCGGGCGAGAUUCUUGCAAAGAUGAGCGCCCCACCAAAGAGUGAUGUGGCAGUGAUCACCCCAGAUCAACUUCCUGAAGCUGAUGGCCUCAUAUUUGGUUUCCCAACUAGAUUUGGAAUGAUGGCUGCUCAAUUCAAGGCCUUCUUCGAUGCAACCGGAGGUUUGUGGAGGACUCAGGCGUUGGCUGGCAAACCUGCAGGCAUCUUUUACUGCACCGGAAGUCAAGGAAGCGGACAAGAAACUACAGCUUUGACAGCCAUUACUCAGCUCACUCAUCACGGCAUGAUUUUCGUCCCCAUUGGUUACACGUUUGGAGCUGGUAUGUUUGAGAUGGAGCAGGUUAAGGGCGGUAGCCCCUACGGUGCUGGAACCUUUGCUGGAGACGGCUCCAGACAGCCCUCGGAGCUUGAAUUGGGGCAGGCUUUCCACCAAGGAAAGUACAUCGCCACCAUCACAAAGAAGCUCAAAGCAUCUGCCUGAUUUCCUCAUCUCAUCAACUGUCAAAACUUGUUCUUCAUAAUUCUGUUUAUGCUAUAUCUACGUGGUCAUCGAAUCAGUGUCGUGUGGUUACGUAGUAUACUUCAUUAUUGUCAUGUUUAGUCAGAAAACAUGGAAUUCUUACUGUAUACUUCAUUGGUUGCACCAAUUGAUUGUUACAUUAUCCUUAUAUAUGUUGGAGAUCAUCUUAGAUUAAUAAAGUUUGUUUUAACCACA